This is a messenger RNA of Colias croceus (clouded yellow), 1444 nucleotides long. RefSeq names its product mpv17-like protein 2. The transcript has 3 exons. Lineage: Eukaryota; Metazoa; Arthropoda; Insecta; Lepidoptera; Pieridae. The record is from RefSeq and is a predicted model, not a curated record. The coding region runs from base 333 to 950 and encodes 205 amino acids. Gene Ontology annotation, biological process: mitochondrial ribosome assembly. Gene Ontology annotation, cellular component: membrane; cytoplasm.
UUGGCAGAUGACAACCUUGCUUUUCCGAAAUGAAAUUCAAAAAAUAUUUGAAAGAAAAGCGCGUAUUUGUAGUUUCCGUAUUAAAAACUGGAACUAAAACUCUAUUAGAUUAUUCAGUUUAAUGCUGUUAUAAAAUCGUAAAGAAAGUUCUACAUAAAUUAUUGUUGUGAAAUAUGAAGUGCACAUAGUUAUUAUGUUUUUACAUAGAUUUAACUAAAUUCCCGCAAAAUAUCUUAAGGUCAAAUAUUGUUCUUCAGAAACUAUAUAUAGCAUUUAAGCGUUAAGCAUUUAUUGCAUAAUACGUACAAAAAACUUAACUGAUACAGAAAAAAAUGAUUACAUCAAGAGGGUUUAAAAUCAGCCAAGUGGUGAAUUUAUUCAAAGUUCAAAGUAGAGGGAAAUCAACUUUUAACAGGGGGGUCCAUUUCUUUUUUAAAAAGAAUCUUCUUUUUACGAACAGUAUCACAUCAGGGGGGUUUAUGGUAUUGGGAGAUUUAAUUCAACAAGAAAUUGAAUUUCAUGGAAAUUUAUUGCCCUCAAGAUAUGACUGGGCAAGAACUGCAAGAAUGUUUAUAAUUGGGACAUGCAUGGGUCCUCUACAUCAUUUCUACUAUAUUUAUUUGGAUAAGUUUCUACCUCAUACUGACUUAAAAACAGUGGGAAAAAAGAUAUUAAAUGACCAGUUAUUAGCUUCCCCAGCUACAAUUCUAUGUUUCUUUUAUGGCCUGGGAUUUUUAGAGGGGAAGAAAAUUUCAGAAAGCACAGAAGAAAUCAAAGAAAAAAUGGCAUAUGUAUAUAUUGGUGACUGCUUAUUUUGGCCUCCCAUUCAGUUCAUAAACUUUUACUAUUUGCCAACACAAUACAGGGUAUUUUAUAUAAAUAUUGCAACCAUGGUUUAUAAUGUUUUUCUGUCAUUUAUGAAACAUUAUGAUCAACCGAAAAAGAUCUGACGUUGGAAAAUUUUCUAGUAUUAAUUUUGUUAGUAUUAUUAUUUGUGACGAGAAACAGGUAUAGCUCAAAUAUAGAAUAUUAUUUAUUUACCAAGUUGUAAUAUGAAAUUGUUUUUUUUUUGUUAUAUCAAUUAUGAAAUAUUUAUUGAAUGUUUAUUUUAUUCCUAAAAAUUAUUGUUUUUUUUACACAUCAACUAAGAUUUUACUUUUGUAAUGAAAUGAAAAAGUAUAUUUUACAUCAUAACUACAUUCAAAUUCAAUAGUCUAAUGAAUUGUUAGUAAAAGCAUUAAGAAGUGUUUUAGUGUGACUGUAAACAUAACUAUGUAAUGCUAAUUGCUUUACUUCAACCUUGAAAUUAUCUUGACUUGAUCCAAAUGGCCUUGCUAAUAAGCCAACUUCAAAGCAGUACAAAUUGAGUAAAGUAUUAUUUAUUUUCUUAUUAGCUUAAGCAUAUACCUACAUAUUUCUGUAAAAUAAAAUGUUUUUAAAAAUA